Messenger RNA from Suncus etruscus (white-toothed pygmy shrew), 3062 nucleotides. RefSeq names its product L3MBTL histone methyl-lysine binding protein 1 (gene L3MBTL1). The record is from RefSeq and is a predicted model, not a curated record. Gene Ontology annotation, molecular function: protein binding; zinc ion binding. The transcript is spliced from 20 exons. Gene Ontology annotation, biological process: regulation of DNA-templated transcription. Lineage: Eukaryota; Metazoa; Chordata; Mammalia; Eulipotyphla; Soricidae. The coding region runs from base 15 to 2612 and encodes 865 amino acids. Gene Ontology annotation, cellular component: nucleus.
GUAGGACAUCCACGAUGGAGAGACAUGCAGAAAUGGAGAGGCUCCGGACACUGAAGGGACCCUCCACAGGGGAGGUCAGCGUGCACCUGGUGACCAGCGACAGCCCAGGGUCCGGUCCCCACAUGCCUGCUACUGCUUUCAUCAUCCCAGCAGCCAACUCGGCCACUCUUGGCCUGCCCGGCGGCGGCAGUGGUCUGGAUGUGUCCUGCUUUCCAAGGGAGCCGAUCCGUGUGGGGGAUCGCGUGGUAGGCGUACCUGUGACAGCCACAGUCCUCCCGCAGUUAAGCGCCGUGCCUCACGCGGCGGCCAGCUCCAGCACUGUGCGACUCCUGGAAUGGACCGAGGCACCGGGCCCGCCUGCUGGGAGCGGCCUGCGGUUCCGGAUAAGCGACUACACUCCCCGGAACAUGGUGGGCGCCGAGCAUCCCCCGAGCCCGGAGCUGAGGCGGGAAGGUGUGGCUGAAUGUGAACGCGAUGGCGAGGCCCCGGCGGGAGGAGGUGGCGAUGCAGUCACUCAGCAGCCAGGCCUCCCCCAGGACCCUCCUGGAGAUCGUCCUCGGGACCCCCCAGAGGAUGAUGCUGCCUGUCAGUGCCAGGCCUGGGGGCCGCAGGAUCCCGGGUCGGGCCGUGAUGGCAGCUGCCCCCAGCUGUCCCAGGAGCUACGGUCUGUUAUAGUGGAGAAUUCGGACCCCGCUUCCGAGCUCCUGAAACCCGUAAAGAAGAGGAAACGCCGGGACUACCAGAGCCUGUCGGAGGAAUCCGAGCCCGAAGCCUUGGAGAAGCAAGAAGGAAAGGAUCCAGAGGGACAACCCUCCACUAGGACCCCAGAAAGUGAGUGGAGCAGCAGCCAGCCUGCUUUGAAUGAGAAGAAGGAUGACUGGUCUUGGGAGUCCUAUCUUGAGGAGCAGAAGGCCAUCACUGCCCCUGUCAGUCUCUUCCAUGACUGCCAGUUGGCCCCUCAGAACAAGAAUGGCUUCAGACUGGGCAUGAAGUUGGAAGGCAUCGACCCCCAGCACCCAUCCAUGUACUUCAUCCUCACAGUGGCCGAGGUGUGUGGCUACCGCCUUCGUCUGCACUUCGAUGGUUAUUCUGAGUGCCAUGACUUCUGGGUCAAUGCCAACUCCCCAGACAUUCACCCUGCUGGCUGGUUUGAGAAGACGGGACACAGGCUACAGCCCCCCAAAGGUUACAAGGAGGAGGAGUUCAGCUGGAGCCUGUAUCUGCGCAGCACAAGAGCUCAGGCUGCCCCCAAGCACCUGUUUGUGAGCCAGAGCCACAAACCCCCACCCCUGGGCUUCCAGGUGGGCAUGAAGCUGGAGGCUGUCGAUCGCAUGAACCCAUCCCUUGUCUGCGUGGCCAGUGUGACCGACGUGGUGGACAGCCGUUUUCUGGUGCACUUUGACAACUGGGACGACACUUACGACUACUGGUGUGAUCCCAGCAGCCCCUACAUCCACCCGGUGGGCUGGUGCCAGAAGCAAGGAAAACCCCUCACCCCUCCACAAGACUACCCAGACCCUGAUAGCUUCUGCUGGGAAAAGUAUCUGGAAGAAACUGGAACCUCUGCUGUUCCUACAUGGGCCUUCAAGGCGCGUCCCCCACACAACUUCCUGGUCAACAUGAAGCUGGAGGCUGUGGAUUGCAGGAACCCAGCCCUGAUUCGAGUAGCCAGCGUGGAGGAUGUAGAGGACCAUCGGAUAAAGCUCCACUUUGAUGGCUGGAGUCAUGCUUAUGACUUCUGGAUAGAUGCUGACCAUCCUGAUAUCCACCCUGCGGGCUGGUGCUCCAAGACAGGCCACCCCUUGCAGCCUCCUCUCCGUCCCAGAGAGCCCAGCUCUGUUCCCCCUGGAGGCUGUCCUCCUCUUGGCUACCGGAGCCUACCACAGACUAGAACAUCCAAGUACAGCUUUCACCACCGGAAGUGCCCCACUCCAGGUUGUGACGGCUCUGGCCACGUUACAGGCAAGUUCACGGCUCACCAUUGCCUCUCAGGCUGUCCUCUAGCUGAGAGGAACCAGAGCCGGCUGAAGACAGAGCUGUCUGACACAGAGGCCUCAGCCCGUAAGAGGAAUCUCUCAGGCUUCUCCCUAAGAAAGAAGCCUCGCCAUCAUGGCCGGUGUGGACGGCAAGAGAGCAGGGCCUCAGGUCAGCUGGGGCCAGGCCAGGCACUGAUUCUCUGCCGAGGUCGUGGUCCCUCUCUCCCUAGGAUUGGACGUCCUCCAAAGUACCGGAAAAUCCCACAGGACAAUUACCCAACACUGACAGCCGACAUCAUGCACCAGUCCCUGUUCAUGUCGGCGCUGUCCACACACCCUGACCGUUCACUCUCUGUGUGCUGGGAACAGCACUGCAAACUCCUGCCAGGAGUGGCAGGCAUUUCGGCCUCCGCAGUUGCCAAGUGGACCAUCGAUGAGGUCUCUGGCUUCGUUCAGACCCUGACGGGUUGUGAGGAUCAAGCACGACUCUUCAGAAAUGAGAUGAUUGACGGCGAGGCCUUCCUUUUGCUGACACAGGCGGACAUUGUGAAGAUCAUGAGCGUCAAGCUGGGCCCCGCCUUGAAGAUCUACAACUCCAUUCUCAUGUUCAAAAAUGCCGAUGACACCCUAAAGUGAUUGACUGGGGUGUCCUGCCUCUGUAGGGGGGCCUCCUGCUUAGGGGGAGUUUCCUAAGCCCCACUCGUACCUCCUCCCCAUCUUACCAGGGUGGCUCCCCUAGGGCACUACUUCCUGGAAGACUCAGGGAGCAGAGGGGCUCUCUGGUGAGGGUCAAAAAGGGUUGGGGGCGGGGGGAGGCUCCAUCUAUGGCAGCCCCAUGUCUGUCCUCAGCAGACUUGUCUUCUCACCCAAAGGUGGUCUUAGUACUGAAAGGCUGCCUGGUGGGGAACCAGCCUGUGGUUCCGUGGGAAAGUAGAGGCCUUGCACGGUGAGCCCUAGGCUAUGACUGGGAGAGCCAGAGGCUCCAGCCCUGAGCCCCUUUGAUCUCCCAUCUCUCUGGGCUUCACUUUCCUUGCCUCCACCCAGAAGCCACCAUGCAGCCAGCACAUACACCCUGCUUUUGGCUCA